Messenger RNA from Chiloscyllium plagiosum (whitespotted bambooshark), 5696 nucleotides. RefSeq names its product solute carrier family 41 member 1-like. Gene Ontology annotation, molecular function: monoatomic cation transmembrane transporter activity. Lineage: Eukaryota; Metazoa; Chordata; Chondrichthyes; Orectolobiformes; Hemiscylliidae. Gene Ontology annotation, cellular component: plasma membrane. Gene Ontology annotation, biological process: monoatomic cation transport. The record is from RefSeq and is a predicted model, not a curated record.
AAAACCCCAAAAGGAAGGAGCAAGAGACGGUGAGAGACACAGGGACAGGAGACUGCGGGAGGCUUCAUUCCAGCCAGGCAACUGACAGGAGAGAUUGUACCGAUUUCUCACGUCGGGCUGACCACUGGGGAAUAAAAAGUCCGUCAGUCUCACGUCGUUGCACUGGGAGAUUUUUUUUGCCACGUGUUGAAAAGGUAUAUUUUCAUCAUGAAGCUGCUUCUGGAGGAAAUGCAGUUCUGCCAAAUUCAUUGUGGAACUACAAGCUGAAAAGAAUCUUUCAUAACAUAAAUCUUCUGUUUUGCAAACAAAACCUACAGAGCCUGCCUUUAUUAUUUUGAGUGGGGGAGGAGAACAAACAUUUUAUAAACUUGUUAAUAUUUGAAACCAGAAAACAAGGUGAAACGUUAUGAUAUCUGGAAGAUUGUGAAUUCGCUAUGUCUAACUCUAUGGAACAGAAAGAGCUGGGCCCCCUUUACCAUGCCAAUGGAAAUGCCUAUCCGGUCGUUGGCAGCCCUGAUGAAUUUGCCAUUUCUGUAACUCCUAAUUCCUCCAAGGAACUGGUGGAAACCUCAGACUAUUUAACAGAAGAGAGAGAACAGGGUGAAAGGGUAGAGACUGUAGUGAGAGACUCUCGUGCCAAUGCCAAAGGUUUAAGGGAAGAAGAUGCCCUUCUGGAGAAUGGCAGCCAAAGUAUUGAUAGCGAUGAUAUCAGCACUGACCCAACUCGGGGUCAUGAUACCCUUAAAGAGACUUCUUUCUCUAUAGGACUGCAGGUUGUGUUCCCUUUCCUGCUGGCAGGCUUUGGGACAGUGGCAGCUGGAAUGGUCUUGGAUAUUGUACAGCACUGGAGUGUGUUUAAAGAGGUGACAGAAGUUUUCAUUCUUGUCCCUGCUUUGCUUGGUCUGAAGGGUAACUUGGAAAUGACCCUUGCCUCCAGACUCUCCACUGCGGCCAACAUUGGUCAGAUGGAUUCAGCUGCAGAGCAGUGGAAGAUGAUUACAGGAAAUCUGGCACUAAUUCAGGUCCAGGCCACUGUGGUUGGUUUUCUGGCAUCUGUGGCUGCGGUGGUGUUUGGUUGGAUCCCUGAGGGUCACUUCCGACUUGAUCAUGCUGUCCUCCUGUGUGCCAGCAGCAUGGCAACAGCUUUUAUAGCUUCCCUCAUAUUGGGGGUAAUCAUGGUCGGUGUAAUUAUUGGCUCAAGGAAGAUUGGUAUAAACCCUGAUAAUGUGGCCACUCCCAUUGCUGCUAGUCUUGGGGACCUCAUCACCUUGGCACUGCUCUCUGGAAUCAGCUGGGGUCUCUACAUACAGCUACAAGAACAUCCUUACAUCAACCCACUAGUGUGUGCUUUCUUUGUGGCUUUGACACCUCUGUGGAUCAUCAUAUCAAAGAAGAACCCAGCCACACGAGAGGUCUUAUACUCUGGUUGGGAGCCUGUUAUUAUCGCCAUGACAAUUAGCAGUGUUGGUGGACUGAUUUUGGAUAAAACAGUAUCUGAUCCAAAUUUUGCAGGGAUCGCUGUUUUCACUCCAGUUAUCAACGGUGUUGGUGGCAACUUGGUGGCAGUGCAAGCCAGCAGAAUUUCUACCUUCCUCCACCUCUCCAGUCUGCCUGGCGUGGCACCAGAAAACAUGCACAAAACCUGCCCAAGUCCUUGUCGCACUUUCUGUAGUUCAGAUUUGAAUUCAAGAUCCGCUCGGGUCUUGUUCCUUCUAGUUGUCCCCGGACACCUUGUCUUUCUAUACACUAUUAACUCAAUGCAGGGGGGACACACAACACUAACGCCAGUAUUUAUAGCGUUCUACAUGAUGGCUGCUUUAUUGCAAGUGCUAAUUCUGCUCUAUGUUGCUGAUUGGAUGAUUCAUUGGAUGUGGGGACGAGGAAUGGAUCCAGACAACUUCUCAAUUCCUUACUUGACAGCUUUGGGUGACCUGUUGGGAACAGGGUUCCUGGCACUCAGCUUCCACAUUCUCUGGCUGAUCGGUGAUCGAGAUGCAGAUGUCGGUGACUAGAAUGAAGGUUCCUUAUAAGACUGGGAGUAAAAUCAUCAAGUGCAAUUCAAUGAAGGAGACUUUAAUGAGAUUUUAUGCAAUGGAGACUGUAUCAUGUGCAGCCCAUGUGCAGCAACCAAUGGAGAUACCUGUAUACACUAUAAAUACUACUUAAUUAGGAGAUAUCAAGUUGGAAUCCCACCUGUGUGUUAACUGGAUUCUGCAGCAGAGCAACAUAUGGUAAACUGGAUACUAACUUCAGAACUGAAAGCUGCUAAUUCGAAAUGAAGGUGGUUAAUUUGUUUCUGUACUCUGAGAUGCAAACUGUUAAUUAGACACUGAGAAGUAUAUCCUUAAAUGCAAAGAACAAUCUGCCUGAGACAUCCUGUUUUCUCAGUUGGUCAUCCAUGAAGGGGUUUUCUGGAAUAACAGGGUGGGAUGUAUAUUUUACACUUUUUUAGAAAGGAAUAAUUAUGAAUUCAUUGAGCAUGAUCAAUGUCGCGGGUGCAUUGUGCAACUGUACUUCAUCUACAUUGCUGGAUGUGGAAGAAGUCUAUAAUGUAUCUAGCUUAUUUAUUUAUAUAUAAUAUAUAUAAUAUAAUAUAAAAUAUAUAACAUGUGUUAUAUACAAUAUAGUAUAUUAUAUAUAAGCUAUAUAUAAUGUUAUGUAUAUAUAAUGUGCAUGUAUAUAUACAUUUUCAUUGUCUGUUUGUUCGAAGCUGCCAGAUCUGAAGCAGGCAACACUUCGAAUCAAUUUGAUGCUCCUGAUAAAUUAUUUCCCUCAAAUCCACAUCUGACCAGUUGCCCAGCGUGGACCUAGUGUUAGGGUGGAUGGGGAACUCCCCAAAUGAUUAUAAUCACUUUUGUUCUGGCUUUACGUGGGUCAGCAUAAAGUUUGUGUCUUUUUAAAGGCACCCAACUCAUUGAUGCAAUAGCAGAAAAUAACCAGCUGCAGCUGGCUGGUUAAUCCAGGCCCAGGAUUUUGGGGAGAGAAAACAUAGCUGACUGAAAUGGGUUAAGCUGUAUUGUACAGUUGCAAAAUGGUUUGACUUCCUUUGUAAUCAAGAUAACUUAAUACACACCCCAUCACCCAAUGUGUUGAAUUGUAGGUUCUGAUAUAAAACAUUGAAUUUUAGGAUAUUACAUUUUUUAUUGUAAAAUUAUUUUGACGAUUGAUAAAUUAAACCAAUAAGUGCCAGCAUAAUGUUAACAUGCCUACUUCUCCGACUCUGAAGCCAGACUUUUCACUGGUAAUUUUGAAGAGAAUUGUGCUGUUAUCACAGUAGCUGCUUUUAAUAACAGUCAUGUCAUACAGCAUUUCUAUUGAUUGAAUUAUUUAAUUGCUAUUGUGCUCAUGAGUUCACAAUUGAUCUCAGAGGCCUUUUGUUUUAAAUAAAAUGAUAGGCCACUUUACUGAUUCAAUAAUUAAUCUUACCUGCCUUGGGCCGAACCAAGGACACAUUGUCACACAUUUUUUCUGUAACAUUUUUGAAAAAAGAAAACACAAAGCAGUCAUUCAGUGGAUCAGGACCGAGUUUGUUGCAAUUAGGGAGGUCCUCAACUUACGAACACUUAUACUUGUGAAGGAAAUCCCAUACAGGGGUGUAAUUUUAAAGAUCUGAUACACACAUGUUUCUCCAUGCUUACAGAUGGCUAUUUUAUAUUGGCCUGUAUUCUGUUCUGACUUGAGUACAAAUCAACUUGCAAACAGCCUCAAAAAUGGAACAGUUCACAACCCAAAGACUGUUUGUAGGUAUGUUGGUCACAAGGCCAAAAUGCGCAUGCCCCACCCAAUUCCCACAAUGUUGCUUUCAAUAGUUCAAAAUCUCAGCUAUAUCAGUCUUAAAUCCAUGUACGUAGUUGUCCAUUGAUAACUCAGCUGGUAGUCCAGCUGAGCCAAAAAAUAAUGUUUUGAUAAAGACAUAUAAAAGUCUGAAAAGCUUAUGCAUCUCAGUGUCUGCUAUACCAUUGUUGCUUAAAGGAACUGUCAGAGAGGAUCUCGGAUGCAUCCCUUUCUUUUUAAACAUCGCACUUUUUCCUUCCACAUCAUUAGGUUUUUAUAAAGGAUAUUAAUAAUUUUGUGGACUAGCCCAUGGAGUUUGAAAUAUAGUCUUAAGUUCCAUAACUUUUCUCCCCUCUUCCUUGUCCUUGCUUAUUGACAGUGCUGUUUAUAGAUCUUUUGUUUGAUUAUUUUGAUCAAGAUAGUAGAAUGGUACUGAUCUCAUCAGUGACCCCAGCAAUUUUUUUUGUCCUCUGUUAAUGUGCACUUGAAUGCGCAGAGUGUGAUUUCCCCCACCCCCACCCCCAUGCCCGCUAUCUCCUUUAGCCACUUGCACCCCUCUUCCUGGUGGGUCUGAAACCAAAACCUAGACUGCUUCCAAGAUAUUGUGCUUAAGCUUUUAAAAUGUUUAAAGAUUUGUAAAUCUUUACCCAAAAUCACACCACAGUUUCCAUGUAAUUACAUUAAAGUCACCCCUAAUUAAAAUUGAUCCAAGUUAAUCCAAUUUAAUGUUAAAAUACUUUAUGUAAUGUCAUUAAAAUCCUUACUGUGAAUAGCCCUUAUUGAUGUGUGAAUGUUGAAUGUUGGUGUAAAUUGGCUUGUGGAGCUGUGUGUGCCUCAGAUCCAGUUGACUGAGAAUUAUUCCAACCUACCUGAAAACCACAAUGCAUUAAUUGUUUGGACAUCAAUCUCGUUGCAGUCCAUCUUUUUGAGGAAAAUAUCAGAUGACUCUUAAUUAUUGCUACACACAAAGUCAUGGAACUUAGAAUCUAGAAUAUCCAUUCGAUUAAGUUGUUUUAUAUUAUCCACAGUCCCUGAGUAACCUGGACCCUUUUGCUUUUUAGAAAGAAUACAUUAAAUCAUGAUGGUUAUCUUCCCAUUUUCUCAAAGAAAUUACGUGUUUUCUGGUAAACUCAAAUGCUUUUCUUUGGUACAAAAAGUCUCAAGAAGUAUGUCCCUGGGCUUCAGUUUUCCCAAUAAGCAAUUAUACUGAGGAAUGCUAACAGUAUAUAAGUAUAUUAACAAUUCUUAAAUCUUUUUGAAAGAAUUGCAUCUAUACAAUGAAUGAUUGUGCAUGCUGUAUAAAAUGAACAAAUGGAGGUUUUAGUUGUAUUUUUGCAAGACCAGGAUACAUUUGAAAAUGUUUAGGCUUUCCUUUUUUUUAAACGGCUGUGUUUAAACAAGAGAAAAUUGCCAACUUAAUUCUGUGAUUCUUAUGUUCGAUGGUGACAGCUGAUUAAUCCAGGAUGAAGAAAAUCAGGACAAUUGCGCUGAAUCUGCUGGUUUGCCACUGCUGUUCCGGUCAAUUAGACCGACAAAAAAAGUGUAUUCAGUGCAAUCAUUGAGUCAGUCUUAAAACUAACACCCCACAGGGAAACAAGUUACGUUUGUUAUGUGUUCUGUUUUUUUGUCUGUCCUCUUGUCACUUUUCUUCUGUGGGAUGUAAUCUGUAAAAGUGUGACCGAAUCAGAAUAUUUGUACUAAGAGCAAACUACAUUUGUUUUGUCCUAAUUUUAUUCUUGUACUGUGAAUGGAAUUUCUUCCAGAUCCAGCCCUGUUGUGCUCAGUGUUCUGAGACAUGUUUCCUGCACAGUAUAUCCAAAAUUAAUAUUUAUAUUCUAAAUUGCCAAGAUGUUGUGAACGUUUUGGGAGUCUGUAUUUGAUAAAAUAAAAUGUCAUACAAUGAUGAACUGCUUUUAUUUUAA